AUGGAUAUGUCAAAUUUUUCUUGGGAUCACUUUGGUUCGACCAACCUGUCAACGCUUUUCACCGAUCAAAAUGGACUAGGUUGGACAGAAGGCAUACGACUCGAGCUUGAUCCAAAUGGGAUUGACAUGUUCCGUCGACUAGUACAUUAUAAGAUCCACAAGACAGAAGUGAUCUCUGAAAGUGAAAAGGGAAGAGUUGUUAAAGCCGAUCUUUUGGACACCCCAAACAUCCACUCGAUGAUUGUCAAAUGCUCUACUAAAUGCCAACAUCCAAGUCUGAGCCACCUACCCUUUCCGAUAUACCAAGCAAGAUCUUAUGCUGCUGCUCAUCAAUUCUUGGUGUUAUUCACCAACUCUGUUUUAACAUCUUCUGUGGCUGCAUCCGAUCUGAAAAAUCUUGCACAGAACUUACGUAUUGCACAAGCCUUUCCAAUAAAUAGUGGACUUGAACCGGGACACACAUUGGGCGCAAUGGUCUCACAUUGA
Molecule: messenger RNA, 486 nt
Organism: Puccinia graminis f. sp. tritici CRL 75-36-700-3
Lineage: Eukaryota; Fungi; Basidiomycota; Pucciniomycetes; Pucciniales; Pucciniaceae
Exons: 3
Coding region: 1-486 (161 amino acids)
Source: RefSeq, a predicted model, not a curated record